This is a messenger RNA of Centrocercus urophasianus (Greater sage-grouse), 2994 nucleotides long. It is a transcript of the gene BRDT, whose product is annotated as bromodomain testis associated. Gene Ontology annotation, cellular component: chromatin; nucleus. The record is from RefSeq and is a predicted model, not a curated record. The coding region runs from base 1 to 2994 and encodes 997 amino acids. Gene Ontology annotation, biological process: positive regulation of transcription elongation by RNA polymerase II; chromatin remodeling. NCBI's taxonomy places the organism in Eukaryota, Metazoa, Chordata, Aves, Galliformes, Phasianidae. The transcript is spliced from 19 exons.
AUGUCUCUUCCAAGCCAGCGUCAUUGUCUUAUUACUAAUCCUCCUCCACCAGAAUACAUAAACAGCAAAAAUAGUGGGUGUCAAACAAACCAACUUCAGUACUUACAGAGAGUGGUCAUGAAAGCCAUGUGGCGACACAACUUUUCCUGGCCAUUUCAUCAACCUGUAGAUGCAGCAGCACUGAAUCUUCCUGAUUACUACAGUAUUAUAAAGAAACCUAUGGACCUGAGCACAAUUAAAAAGCGUCUGGAACAUAAUUACUACACAAAAGCUGCAGAAUGCAUUGAUGACUUCAAAACUAUGUUCCUGAACUGCUACAUAUAUAACAAGCCAGGUGAUGACAUUGUGUUUAUGGCCCAAGAACUAGAAAAAGUGUUCAUGCAGAAAAUAGCACAAAUGCCACCAGAAGAAAUACUGAUGCCCAACAAAGGAAAAAGAAAAGAAAAGCUGACAGAAGAACCUCAGCAGCCAAACAGUGGGACUUCAUCUAAACAGAGAACAAGGCAGAAACAACCUGAAAGUGGUGAGCAGCCUACAGCAAUAACUCAAGAGCUACAGAAGGCCACACCACCUCCUUUGUCUGCAGCUCAGCUGACUACUUUAAUGCCAGCUGCCAUCCCUAUCACAAAAACAAAAAAAGGUGUGAAAAGGAAGGCCGACACUACAACUCCUACUACUUCAAUACUCACAACGAGCAGUGAAUCUUCUGCAACAUGUAAUGAAAGAAAAACUGUUAAGACAUGCAAAGGUGAAAAUGAAUGUAUGAUACCAAAGAAGAUUCUGAAGAAAGGCUUACCAGAUUCUCAGCAAUCACCUAGAGUUCUUAAAAAGAUUCAGUUGUCAAAACAACUAAAAUAUUGUAAUGAAAUUCUUAAAGAAAUGUUCUCAAAGAAACAUUCAGCAUAUGCAUGGCCUUUCUUAAAAUCUGCAGAUGUUGUAUCCUUCUCACUUGGUGAGAAAAAAGGGAUCACCAAAUGUCCUGCAGACUUGGGAACCAUUAAAAAAAAAAUGGAUAAUUUUGAAUAUAGAGAUAUACAAGAAUUUGCCACAGAUGUUAGAUUAAUGUUCAUGAAUUGCUACAAACGUAAUUCUCCAGACCAUGAAGUGGUUGCCAUGGCAAAAAAACUUCAGGAUGUUUUUGAGACUCACUUUGCCAAAAUUCCUGAUGAACCAGCUACAAGUGUUCUUCUGCCACAGCAUGCAAGAGAAAUUACAAAAGCUUAUUCCAGUGACAGCAGCAGUGAUGACUCUUCAGAAGAAAAAUCAUCUGAAGACUUUAAAAAGGAGAGAACAGUGUACCUUGCAAAACUUCAGGAGCAGCUUAAAGCUGUUCACCAGCAGUUGCGGGCUUUGACCAGAGCAUCCUUACCUAGAUCAAAAAAGAAAAAAGAGAAGGCUAAGAGAGAAAAGGGGAAGAACAAGGAAAAAGCUAAAGCAAGCCUGAUUCAAAAGAAGAAAGAUCUGAAACACAAGAAAUCUAAGAAAAAGCAGUCUUCAAACAUUCAAUCAAAGAAAACCAUCCAGCAGGUCUUGUUGGCACAUAAGUCAGAAGAUGAAGAUGGUGCCAAGCCUAUGACUUAUGAUGAGAAAAGGCAGUUGAGUUUGAACAUAAAUAAGCUGCCUGGAGAUAAGCUUGGGAAAGUAGUCCAUAUAAUACAAUCAAGAGAACCAUCACUGAGGAAUUCUAGCCCUGAUGAGAUAGAAAUAGACUUUGAAACUUUAAAGGCUUCAACACUCAGAGAAUUAGAGAAAUAUGUGGCAACCUGUUUGAGGAAGAGACCAAGAAAGCAGCAUGCCAAAAAAGCAAUGAAGUCAAAAGAGCAGCUUCUUUCUGAGAGGAAACAAGAACUGGAGAAGAGACUACUGGAUGUCAAUGGUCAGAUAAAUCCAAAGAAAGAGAACUACAAAUUUGAAAGUAAUGCUGAGUCCAGUAUUAGACCAAGCCGACUGAGUGAAAGCAGCAACACUAGCAGCUCCUCGGACUCAAGCAGCAGCACUAGCAGUGCUUCCAGCUCCUCAGACAGCAGUGACUCUGAAUCGGUUACAGAAACAUGCUCAGGACAGAGUGGAAUGAGGCAAAACAGUCUAACUUCUUUGGAACAACCUAAGAGAACAUCACUGUGCUUACAGAGAAUGUCCUACAAUGCUGUUCUGCAAGUACAGCCCUCAUCUGUUGCUAGUAGCUUGCAAAACCAUGGAUCACCUGAACCACAGCUGUUGUCUCCCAUUGUGCUGCAGAAGCUUAAGCCUUUACAGAGUAGAUCUCUUAAAUCAGCAGAACAAAAUGCUAAGUCUCCCUCAGGUAUGCUUGCAGGUGUAUGUGCUUUGCAAGAUACUUCAGUCAAGCAAAUGCCUCAGACUGCUCGAAGGACAGAUCAGCCUUUUGAUAUCCAGUGUGCACAGGCUGUUCCAGAGGUAUCCAAUACAACCUCCCCUGCUGAUGAUGCUGAUGGGACUAAAACUGAAAAAACAUUAGUUAAUCUAGAUGAAGUUCAAAGCAAGGCCAGUGAGAGAGCUGCUGAUUCAAUAUCUAUUAGCCAAGAGCAGAGUCAUUGUAAUACACCUAAUGGUACAAAGACUCCAGAGACAAAAUCCCAGAGUUUUCCAGAAAGGGCCGCAGGAAUUAAGAACAUAGACUCCUGGGUAAGCUUGUGCAAAAUGAUGAUGCUUCCAGCUCCAAUAAAGUCAUCUGCAGAGAGCUUCAAGCAUUUCAGGAAAGUAGCCUUACAGAAAGCAGCUGGGCAAACGCAGGAAAAAGAGAGGGUCCCUAAAGGCACAGGAUUGGAUGCCAUGGUAAUGAAAGACUUUAAGCCCCCAAAAGAAGAGGAUAUGAGCAAACAAUUGCCAGAAGCUCAGCAACACCCUCUUGCUCAGGACCGUAACUUGGCCAGAAAAAUGGAACAAGAACGCAGAAGGAGAGAAGCAAUGGCUUGUACAAUUGAUAUGAAUUUGCAGAGUGAUAUUAUGGCAACUUUUGAAGAAAACCUUGAAUGA